UACGCGCGUGGAGGAGGCUGUCCUUGCCCCCAUCUGCAGAGUGGGGGUGCGAGUGGGAAGCAGGGGUUGCCUUCUUCCACCCAGUGUGUGUGUGUGCAUGGAGGCAGGGAGCUUUGUCUUUCUCCCUACCCAUUCUAUCCCCAGAAGGUACGGGUGGGCGAGGAGGAGGUGAUGUUUCCUCACCCCACCCUGUGCAGGGAGGGGGGGAAGAGAGAGAGAGAGAGAGAGAGAGAGAGAGUGUGUGUGUAAGGGGAGGCCCUGUCUUUUCUCCACCCAUCCCGAGUGUGUGUGUGUAACUGGGGGAAAGGGAAAGUCCUGUGUCUUCCUUUGCCUCCCAACUCUGUAGUGGGGUGUUGUGUGUGGUGGUGGGGAAGGGUAUCCUGCUUAGCUGCCCCUGUCCCUAGAGAGUGGGUGGAGAGGGACCAGAUUAAGGCAACAGAACCCAGCCCUACUCUGGCUAAAUCUUUAGAAAUGUAGCUUUGUGCCUGUUCCAGAAUGUAGGGCUUCCACAGUUAAAAAGAUGAAGGGUACUUCUGGCAAAUAUACUGGACUUGAGGUCCUCAUUUCUCUGUAGUUGUCUACCCCACUAUUAGUUGUAACAUCUUUUGAUCUGUUAUUUUGCAGGAUUGGACAGGUGAUUUCCAAGGAAUGAUUAUGUGCUUCUGAUAAUUCAGUAGGUGAUAUUCUUCCUUAUGAGUAUGUAUUAAAAUGCACAAUCCAGGAUGUUAUCAGGGGACAUCGUUGCUAAGAUGAGAAUUAAAAGUGAGGUCCUGAGCAGUUAUUAAAGAUUCCUAGUACUCUUCACAAGUGUGGGCGAGAACACCUGAUGCUUGGGGAAAAUUCUUCUGGAUACUGUGAUUCAGCUCUACUGUUAUUAGUGUACAGAACAUUUGGAUGUCAUGGAGGUACAGUUUUCAAGUGAGUGUUGCCGCCUGUUGGACUCCAGGUGUCUCAUGAGAUAAAAUAAUUAAUUAAAAACAGAGUGCUUCCUAAGGUCUACAGGUAGCUGGCAUAAAAAGAAUGGUUCCACAAGAUGAAAAUCUCAGCCCUAUUAUGGUCUAAAUGGAGAGAGCCUUCAUCUUGACAAUGGUAGCUUGAAGUCUAUUAAAGUACAAGCAUUUAUAUUGUUUUUAAAAAUUUCUGUGCAGCAGAUUCUAGCUUCAGGAGAACUGGGGUGGGGCCUGAUGCAGAAGAAUAGGGCAGGAUGUCAAGAGACGAUCAGAUAAUCUGUACCAGCUGUAUGCUUUGGAGCAGGAGGGGGAUCUGGGAUAUGACUAAGCGGUGUGGAUGCCGAGGGUUACAAAUGGUGUGGGUUUUUAUCAUGAAUCGAAUGAACUCCCAAAGCAGUUCCUCCACUCAGCGUAAGCGAAUGGCUCUCGGAAUUGUCAUUCUUCUACUCGUUGAUGUGAUAUGGGUUGCCUCCUCAGAACUCACUUCAUAUGUUUUUACGAAGUACAAAAAACCUUUUUUCAGUACCUUUGCAAAAACAUCCAUGUUUGUUCUAUACCUCUUGGGAUUUAUUGUUUGGAAGCCAUGGAGGCAACAAUGCACACGUGGGUUUCGUGGAAGGCAUGCAGCCUUUUUUGCAGAUGCUGAAGGUUAUUUUGCUGCUUGUACAACAGAUAAUACUAUAAACAGUUCUUUGAGUGAACCUUUGUAUGUUCCUGUAAAGUUUCAUGACUUACCCAGUGAAAAGAAUGGCAAUGCUAACGGUGAUACUGAAAAAACUCCCAAAAAGCCUCGUGUAAGGUUCAGUAAUAUUAUGGAGAUUCGACAACUCCCAUCGAACCAUGCAUUGGAAGCAAAGUUGUCUCGCAUGUCAUAUCCAACUGUUGCAACUGAAGCAGCAAAAAUCAGCUUUUUCUUUUGCUUUGUGUGGUUUUUGGCAAACUUCUCUUAUCAAGAAGCACUUUCAGAUGCACAAGUUGCCAUAGUUAAUAUCCUAUCUUCAACCUCUGGACUUUUUACCUUAAUCUUAGCCGCAGUGUUUCCAAGUAACAGUGGAGAUCGGUUUACUCUUUCCAAACUGUUAGCUGUUGUUUUAAGCAUUGGCGGUGUAGUACUUGUUUAUCUCUCUGGGUCUGCUGAGAAAUCUGCUGAGAAAUCUGCUGGAAGAGGUGCAAUGGGUUCUCUGUGGUCUCUAGCAGGAGCAAUGCUGUAUGCUGUCUACAUAGUUAUGAUAAAAAGAAAAGUAGACAGAGAAGAUAAGCUUGAUAUACCAAUGUUCUUCGGUUUUGUAGGUCUUUUUAAUCUGUUGCUGCUAUGGCCAGGUUUCUUCCUACUUCAUUAUACUGGAUUCGAGGCCUUUGAGAUUCCCAGUAAACUGGUGUUAAUGUGCAUUGUCAUUAAUGGCCUUAUUGGAACAGUUCUGUCAGAAUUCCUCUGGCUGUGGGGCUGCUUUCUUACCUCAUCACUGAUAGGCACACUUGCGCUAAGCCUUACAAUACCUCUGUCCAUAAUAGCUGACAUGUGCAUGCGGAAGGUGCAGUUUUCCUGGUUAUUUUUUGCAGGGGCAAUCCCUGUUUUUUUUUCAUUUUUCAUUGCAACUUUCUUAUGCCAUUAUAACAACUGGGAUCCAGUGAUGGUAGGAAUCAGAAGAAUUUUUGCCUUUAUCUGUAGAAAGCAUCGAAUUCAGAGAAUGCCAGAGGAAAGUGAGCAGUGUGAAAGCCUCAUCCCCAAGCAUAGUGUUUCUCAAGAAGGAGAAAACUGCUGUUCCUAGGCAAUAGUUUAAAGAUGGAAUCAUACUCAGCGAAAAGACAAUCUCCAGGAAAGUCCAUAAGGAAUCGUAUUUCAGUGCCUAUUCUUUUGAAACAAAACUUUUAUUUUCCCAUAAUUGCCUAUCUUCAUCUGGUUCUAUCAGUGAACACCUUCACUAUGUGCGUACACUACAACUAUAGGAAAAUCCCAGUCCAUCUAAACAACCAACCUGCCUUCUAGAACUCAACUUGAAAUUACUUGAUAUAAUCAAGAAAGCAAAUGCUGGUCUGGUGGGUUUUGUUGUGUGUGUGGGUGUUUUUGUUAAAUGCUGGACAAUUUUUCAGAAAUUACUUUAAAAUGAAUACUUUAAGUUGGCAGGACAUAAUUUCUUAAAGGCUUUCAAAUGGAAAAAAGCUAAGUAUGUAGGUUACCUGUAAUAGGUACAGAUUAAUUGUUUUAUUUUGUGUAAAGUCUAUUUGAAUAUUCAAACAUUAAAUUAGAAAAAAAAUCUUAAUUUAUUAAAUAAGUACUUUUUUGCAACUGUUGAAGCAGGAUGUAUGCAAAUUUCUGGAACACAGCGUAUAUUGCUUUCUCCCACUUAAAGAUCUUGUAAUAGGAAAGGGUGCUUUGUGUUUAAAAAUCUGUUAUGAUCUAACAAUCUGAAACUUUUAAUGAAGUGUUAGUAAAGUAUUUUUAAAGGUGAUAAUUAUCAUAAAUUUGGCUGGACAAGCACUCAGUGUAAAAGUUCAUAAUUCAGAAAUGGUCUCUUAAAAAAACGUAAUCAAAAUUAUUUAAUAUUUAAUUGUAAAUAAUUCCAUGAUGCCAUGUGCACAGCUGCCUUUUUGGGAAAAAAAUAUCAAGUAAACAUCUAAAUUUUGUAGUUGCUAUCUUGUCUCACCUCAACGUUUCCAGUAAUUUUAAAGCUAGAGAUAAUCAUGUUGACUUAGUUUUCCUACUGAAAUUGUGUAAUGGCUAACUUUCACUGUGACCUGAGUUUUCUUCCCUGCUGCAAUGCUGCUGUUCUGUUUGAUUCUGAAAUAUAAUGAAUCAAUAAAUAUAUUCACAAGAAUCCUGCAGAUAGUCAUUGCCCUCUUCAAAAAGUAAAAUUUAGUAAGUUUGGUCGAUGGGCAUUAUUUACUAAUUUAUUUUGUCUUUUAGUGAAUUAUGUUUAGAGUACAGAUGGAUUUUCAAUCAAUGUGACCAACCAUUCCAAAUAACCAUAAAACUGAUGCUUUUCUAGGGAUACAUCUCCAUUCAGUCUUUGGUGUUUAUACUAUUCCCACUAAGAAGAAUACAGGUUGACCCUCUCUAAUCCAGAACUCUCUGUACCAGCAACAUCCAUGGUCCAGCAUGAUUUUAGUUAGCUAGAUGUCCACUUAUCGUGGGUGUGACCAAAUUUCCCGUGGUCCUAUAAAGUUGGUUUACAGAUACCAGUCCUAAUUAUUUAGCUCAGAUUUACCCCUAAAUGUCUUCUAAGAUCCCAGUAAGCAGUGGAAGUGUUGGCAAUGCCACUAGAUACUUUUGACCUCCUAUGGUUCAGGAAAUGCUCUGGUUCAGCAUCAGUUAGGUCCUGAGGGUGCUGUGUUAGAAAGGUUCAACCUGUACUAAUUAUGGAAAUGGUGGUGGUAAUUUGGUGAUGUAAAGAAAAAAAUAGUCUAGUUAGAUUGUAUUAAGGCCACAGUCUUAGAUAAAUGUUUAGAAAAGGAUUAGAUUUGUUUUUAUUCACCCCCAAAAAUCAAUAGAUGCAGGGUGAAGUCCAUUGUCAAAUAAAAAUUUACAGAAAAUAAGUUAAAAACAUACACUGUUGUUAUAUUGAUGGUUACUAUCUAUGAACAUCAAUUUAUCUGAGGCCAACCUUUUUCAAAGUUGGAGCCUGAAUGUAGAACUGAGUCUGGCAUUUUCCAAAGAUUUGGAAGCACAGCCCUAUUUGAAGUAACUUAAUUACUUUUGAAAAUCUCUUCCCCCCCCCCCCCUUUUUUUUAAUCCCAAGUCUAUACUUAGUCACCUAUUCUUUGUACUCUUCUUUUUGAUGACUUUGGCCAGAGUUCUUGAUCUCUCAUGGAGGUCAAUAAAAAUUGGAAAGAAAUACUGAUAUACAUAAACCGAAUAAAAAAUAAUCAUCAGUUCUUCUCAACUAGAUUGCAUUUAAACAAUCAAUCUAGAAGUGAAAGUCUUUCAAUUACUUAAGUUAUCAAGUACCCAUGAGAAGACGGAAACUUUAAAUGCUGCAAUUGAACUGUUUUUAUAUCUGAUCUUGGGUAAAAUUUUGGCUGUUUGGCAAGAGGAGAGUUCUCCUGAUAAGGUUAAAAAUGUUUUUUUGGGAGCAAGAUAAUGUCAGAGAAUUUGAGUGGAGUCCUUAUUGCAGGCAAAGAAAAAAUGUUCAUUAAGACAUAGUGGAAAUGGAAUGUGAACAGUUGCUCCCUUAAACAAUGAUUAUAUCUUCAAUUAAUAUUUGGCUUCUGUCAAGUUUGCCUACUUAAUGCUAAAUACUGAAUUAUAUUUUCUAUUGCAGUGAGAAUGGUAAGCAUUGUGGAAUCUGCAGAGAGGAGCCUUGCAAGGCUAAUUUUUCUUUCAAACAGGUGUGUUGCUCUGUUUUCAGAAGAAAACUAAGGUUCACUUUUGAAAUCAAUUGCCCAUGACCCAUAGUUGUUAUACCUGGCUGUAUUGUAUAACUGUAGACCAGAAUCCUUAUUUAACAUUACAAAAUGUGGUGAAGAUAUGAAAUCCAUCAAAUUCUUGGUUAGUUUAUAGCGGUUUUUCAUAGCAGUUUUAAAUUGUGUAGAGAAAUACACUGUGCUGGAGAAAAUGAACAUUAAUACAUAGAAAAUCUUUAUCUCUGCCUCCUAAGGACAUUCAAAUAACUUUCUGUGUUUAAACAAUUCACAUGCUGGGACCUCCUCACCAAUUUUUCCUUUUAAAAAAACAAGCUUUGAGAAAUGGGUGUGUUAAAUACCAUAAAUGACUUCAGCAAUCUUUUUAUUAAACUGUAGCAUUCUGGGGAGUGAAAUGUGAAAUACAAAACACAUUAUCUCCCUGAGAGGCCUUAGAUUUUUAAACAAUUGUUCUCCAGUACUUCAGAGACAGAUGUAUUACAGUAUUAAUUACUGAAGUUACAUGUUAUGUUACAUUGUACCUACAUUUAAUAAGAUGUAAUGAGAUUUUCUAUACCGACUUGUGAUUUUUAAUACAAGAACAUUUUUUAUACAUAACAGUCCUUUUUGUUAGAAAAGUGAUUGAUGGUGCUUUCUAUAAUAGUUGCUUAAUAAAGGCACAAGAGAUUUAGCUUUUAAAUCUCAGGUACCUGUGUAAUCAUGGCAACAUGUUGAAUAUUUUCUUUUUACUUUUUGUUUUGUUUUGGUUUGGUUUUUUUGGUGGUGGAGUAUAAUAUGACAUGCAACUGGAAUCAAUUUCUUGUUACAGUAAUGUGAAGAAGCUAUCUCUUUACCGACAUGUGCUACCAUAACUUACUAUUUUUUACUAUUUCAUUUUAAUUGGAAUGUCUUGAUUUUGAUUUAUUUCUUGUAGGAAGUGGUGUAUACACUUAAAAAUAAUCUUCUCUAACUUUUAAAUUCAUCAUAUUUUGAAUGCUGUUGCAUAUUUAAAGAGCAGUGAUUUCCCAUAUAUGCCUACAUUGUAGAAAAACAAUGCCACAUGCUGUCCAAACCUAACAGAUUUAUAGCAGCAUCUUAUGAGAUGCUUAAAUAAAUAACUAUCCUCAUUCUUU
Molecule: messenger RNA, 6421 nt
Organism: Pelodiscus sinensis (Chinese soft-shelled turtle)
Lineage: Eukaryota; Metazoa; Chordata; Testudines; Trionychidae
Source: RefSeq, a predicted model, not a curated record